Molecule: messenger RNA, 2401 nt
Organism: Syngnathus typhle (broad-nosed pipefish)
Lineage: Eukaryota; Metazoa; Chordata; Actinopteri; Syngnathiformes; Syngnathidae
Gene: mief1
Product: mitochondrial elongation factor 1
Exons: 4
Coding region: 1-1440 (479 amino acids)
Biological process (GO): mitochondrion organization; positive regulation of mitochondrial fission
Cellular component (GO): mitochondrial outer membrane
Source: RefSeq, a predicted model, not a curated record
AUGGCCGCAAUGAAUGGAGGCGGCAAAGGGAAGAAAGAUGACAACGGCAUCGGCACUGCGAUCGACUUCAUGCUUUCCAACGCUAAGCUUGUUUUGGGGGUCGGCGGAGCGGCCAUGCUCGGCAUCGCGACGCUUGCUGUCAAAAGAAUGUACGACCGUGCCAUCAGUGCUCCCACCAGUCCCACCAAGAUGGAGCAGAAAGGAAAACAAAGCUGGGAAGAGCCAGCCUGGGUGGGUUCGUCCCCACGGGUUCUGAACCACAACAUGAAGGCCACCAUUAGCAGGUCACUUCAGUCCCUGCCUACUGCCUCCAGUUCUUUUGAAUCAGACUGUCUGCGCAGGGCUGUGGGUCGAGCCGCAGCCAAAGGGAGCGGGCCCACUCAGGCCGACCUGCUCCGUGCUCGGAUGCGGCUCUCCCUGCAGGAGCGUCUUUGGGAUUUCUACCAGAACAACGUGGACAUUCCCGCCGAGGAGCAGGCUGUGGCUCGGCGAGCAGCGUUGGACAUUUGCGCGGAGCUCCGAGUGUUCCUCCACGCCAAACUUCCCGACAUGCCGCUUCGGGAGAUGUACCUAAGCGGCAGCCUCUACGACGACCUGCAGGUGGUGACAGCAGACCACGCCCAGCUCAUGGUGCCUCUAAUCCUGGAGAAGAAUUUAUGGUCGUCCAUACCCGGAGAGGACACGAUCAUGAACGUUCCAGGUUUCUGGCUGAUCCGCAGGGAGAAUUUAGAAUAUUUCCCACGGAACAGCAGCUACUGGGACCGUUGUAUGGUGGGAGGUUACCUGUCGCCCAAAUCAGUCCUUGAAGUCUUUGACAAGCUGAUUGGGACCAUCAACUGGCCCGCCAUCGGCAGCGUCCUGGACUAUGUCAUUCGUCCCGUGGUCCCCUCAGAAACGCUGACCUUGGAGGUGCAGUACGAGACGAACCGAAAGCUUUACGUGGACUUUUUGCCCUUACUCAUGAUGGAGGACGGCACUUCUCUUAUAGCCAAACCGCAUCGGCUCGCCGCCGAGCGCCACGAAAAUCUUUGGAGGCAGAGUUUCCGAGUGACCGAGACGGCACGUCUCAGGGCCUUGGAUCAAGAAGACGGAGGCUACCGCUGCGCCUGCCUCAAGGUGGCCAAGGCCAUGUGCAAGCUCAAUCCCGCCCUCAACCGGCUUAACGCCAGCCAGCUCACCAACGCUAUCUUGCUGCUGAGCGAAAGACGAGCCAACUGGAGCCACGAGGCGCUGGCCGACAACUUCCUACAGCUGCUAAAGGAGCUGGUGGGUUACCUGGAGGCGGGGCGACUGCCCUGCGCCCUCAGCCCAAAAGUGAACUUAUUCUGCGAACUGACCGAGCGGGAAGUGGAUGAACUGGGCUACACGCUCUACUGCGCGCUUUCGGAACCCGAAACGCUCCUGGUGACGGAAGAGGCGCAGCGUCCCCAUCCUUCCUAAAAAGAUCCAAACGUACGCGCUACUCCCUCGGUAAGUCGUUCUUCAGGUCACGUUGAUCGUUUUUCAGAACCGAUACCACGCUUGACGAUGACAUCUGAGUAAAUCGCCCUGUCCGUGGCUUCCACUUGGUCACUUGUGUGUGUUAAUCCAAAUUUACUUUUAAUCUCCAAUGCCCAUCUCAAACCUGAGAGCGAUGGUGUCGAAUGAAGUCGGUGGAUGUUUCAUGCAAAGGUCAAAGCUCCACACAACAUUGAAUUACUCUGCAUCAGAUUAUAGCGCUUUUAAACUGAUUGGACAGUUUUUAGGAGAACAGACAACUCUCAUGCAUUUUAUGAUAGAUAGGCACGGUUAUGGAGAUGAUGGAUCUGCGACGCUGCGUCAAAACCAUAGAAUGUCAUGUUUAUUGUCUGUAUGUCAACACAAAAGCUAAUAAAAUGGGAAUAAGCGACUUUGCCAAAAGACUCAAGGUUGCUCAAUUAGAUAAGAAUUUUGUCAUGUCAAGGUUUUCAGAAUUUUUUUUCUGGGAACAUUUUUCAACAUUUCUACCCGUCCCCCAUUAGGAACACGUAUUGAAUAUUUAUCUGUGUUUUUUUCAGAAUUUUGUGGGGUCGUAGAAAAAAAAUGGAACCCUAGAGGUAUCCGUGACACCCCCACCCAAAACAAAUGUGCUAGCUUCACCAGUGGUGUUGGAUUUACUGACAAUCUCAAUGUCUUUCUCUGCAUGUUAAGUAAGUCUUCCUGUGUAAACAUAGUUUAAGCACAAAAAAUGAGGAAGUCACUGUGCCAUCAUUUGUUCAUUGGAUUCAAAACCCAAAGUAGAUUCUACCUCAUCCUCGUGGGGUUCACACUAGUCAUGUGCUGCCAUCUUGCAUGCUGUGCUCGAUCCCCAGCUUUAUUUUAUUUGAAGUACGGAGCAGUGCAACAUAUAAAUAAAAGUGACAAAUGGAUUUUCAAAAUCGUU